This is a messenger RNA of Betta splendens (Siamese fighting fish), 1122 nucleotides long. RefSeq names its product immediate early response 3 (gene ier3). The record is from RefSeq and is a predicted model, not a curated record. Gene Ontology annotation, biological process: negative regulation of apoptotic process. Bases 137 to 715 code for a protein of 192 amino acids. NCBI's taxonomy places the organism in Eukaryota, Metazoa, Chordata, Actinopteri, Anabantiformes, Osphronemidae. The transcript has a single exon.
GCGUGGCCUCCUGCUCCGGGGGGCGUUCCUAGUUCCAGUCAAGAUUAAAAGGUCGGCGCCGCCGCUCCUCGGACACAUCUGACGCACCCAAGACACCGACGCAGUCCGACGGACCUCCAAGAACCGCCCGGGCAUCAUGUACGCACGGACCAACAGCGUGACCCUCGUCCGCCACGAGCGCUUCGCCUUCUCCGGGACGGCGGCGCGCAGCACGCAGCCGGAGGUCUUCACCUUCGAGCACGUCCCGCCGCACGCCACCGCCGUCAGCUCCUACGUGCCCAUCCGACCCAAGAGGCGCUGCACGCGCGUCAUGUACCCCGCCAAAGUGCGCAUGCACCUGCCCCCGCCGGAGAGGAGCCGCGCCAAGCGCUGGCUGCUGCUGCUCAGCCUGGUGCUGCUGUGGCAGAUCUGCACCGAGGACCCGUGCGCCGACGCGCAGCUCAGCGGCGCCGACGACGGCUUCAAGGGCUUCUCCUUCCCGUCUGCGGAGGACGAGGCCGGCCCGCGGGCCGCCCUCAGCGCCGGCUCCGGGCUUCCGGCGGCUUCGCCCGCUCACGGCGGCGACGGACGCUCGUCCAGCGAGCGGCUCGUGCGCAACUCCACGCGCUCCGAGCCGCGCCGGGACGCGGAGAGCGGCCGCUCCUUCGAGCAGAGCGCCAGCAACGGCUACGUGGUGGCUCUGCUCGUGUACCACCGGCUGGGCAGCGACAACUAGAGCCGCCGGGACUGAUGGGAAAUGGAUCCGCCCGAGUCCGGGCUCCUGGGAUCGAAUCACACCGAGCUGGAGUUGAUCCUGAGAAGCUUGUGGAGAGCAGCGGUGCGCCCCGAGCGGCGCAGCCGCGGAGGGAGCUCCAUGCGCCGGCGUCGUCCCGCCUCUGAGUCUGGAGUGGGACGGAGCGAACACUACCAGAACCGAGGUGAAACUUGAAGCCAAGGACACUUGGACUGUUUAGAGUCAAGCUGCACUCUACGGGACGUUUUAGCCUCGUUCUGACAUCGUGCGCUGCUGCUGCUGCUGCUGCUGUUGUUGUUGUUGUUGUUGUUCAAAUGCCUUAUUUAGCUAUUUAUUGUCUUAUUUGCUAUUUAUUUAAUAAUAAUUUUAAUUAAAAAAGUCCAAUGGAA